AUGGCGCGCCUCGCGCGGAUCACCUUCCGAUUCAUUCCGCCGAGAUCCCCACACUUCGGCGGCUUGUGGGAAGCCGGAGUGAAGUCCUUCAAGCACCACUUUCGGCGCAUUUUUGGUGGAAGGUCCUGCACCGUGGACGAGUUGACUACCGCCGUAGUUCACAUCGAGAGCAUCCUGAACUCCCGCCCACUCACGCCUCUCACAGACCAUCCGGACGACCUGGCUAUCCUGACUCCUGGGCACUUUCUGAUCGGGGAACCCAUGUUCUCGAUCCCAGAACCCGAUUACACCAGUGCCCCGCUCAACCGAAUCACUCGUCUGCAGGAAACACGUCGCUCUGUCCAGGAUUUCUGGAAGGUUUGGUCCAGGGAUUACAUCAGCCAACUCCACCAGCGGUCCAAGUGGAGAACCGCAACCAAGAACGUGCAAGAGGGAGCCCUGGUGUUGCUCAAGUCCAUCGACCUGCCACCGUUUCUGUGGAAUGUCGGAAGAAUCACCAAAACGUUUCCUGGCGCAGAUGGACUGGUGCGAGUAGUCCUGGUGCGAACGGCUCAUGGAGAGUACAAGCGCGCCGUCACCGAAGUUCGGGUUCUACCGAUCGACCAACCGGCCGACGAUGUCGAGGACAAGGCGGUUCCGGAGGCAGCCGAGAACGAGGAAGGAGACGAGCAGGCGGAUCCAGAUGCAGCUGAGAACGACGAUGAAGGUGUCCAGGCGGUUCCAGAGACAGCGGGUUGA
This is a messenger RNA of Culex pipiens pallens (northern house mosquito), 738 nucleotides long. RefSeq lists its product as uncharacterized. The record is from RefSeq and is a predicted model, not a curated record. The transcript has 2 exons. NCBI's taxonomy places the organism in Eukaryota, Metazoa, Arthropoda, Insecta, Diptera, Culicidae. Gene Ontology annotation, molecular function: nucleic acid binding. The coding region runs from base 1 to 738 and encodes 245 amino acids.